Drosophila willistoni is the source of this 3180-nucleotide messenger RNA. It is a transcript of the gene Opa1, whose product is annotated as dynamin-like 120 kDa protein, mitochondrial. Gene Ontology annotation, cellular component: microtubule; cytoplasm; mitochondrial membrane. Bases 117 to 3038 code for a protein of 973 amino acids. Gene Ontology annotation, biological process: mitochondrial fusion. The record is from RefSeq and is a predicted model, not a curated record. Gene Ontology annotation, molecular function: GTP binding; GTPase activity; microtubule binding. Lineage: Eukaryota; Metazoa; Arthropoda; Insecta; Diptera; Drosophilidae. The transcript is spliced from 14 exons.
CCUACAGCAAAGCAUGGUCACACUGCUAUUAGAAUUAAAUAAUUUUGGCAAAAAUUAAAUAAUUUGCUAAUAAACAAAGCCAGCUGUGUGGAAACUGUAGGCCUCAUCAAGGCAUCAUGUUGCGCAUCUACCAGAACUCAUACCGGCGAACUGCAAAAAAAGCCGUUGUCUAUUCCACCAAGGUGGUAUGCUGUAAUCAUUCCACGCUUUGCAAUAUAACUGCCAGCCAUUAUCAACGCAGUGGAAGAGGGGGCAGUUAUGGGGGUCAACAACAUCAACGCCAACAUCCAGAGUUCUUGUUAGCCGGUAAUCCGGCCAGAGGAUGGUCACUGCCGCCUCCCUCACGUGGCUAUGGCAUGCUGGUGGUGCGCAUAAUACGUGGAGCUCUGAAAUUGCGCUACAUUGUGCUAGGCGGAGCUAUAGGGGGCGGCGUCUCCUUAAGCAAGAAAUAUGAAGACUGGAAAGAUGGGUUACCCGACUUAAAAUGGUUGGAGGAUGCCAUGCCACAGGGUGAGCGAUGGAGUCAAUUCUCCAGGAAUCUGCUCGAAGUGGGCAGUGUGGUAAAAAAUGCCAUCGAUAUAGAUCCGAAACUAAAGCAGCUGGGCGAAGAUAAGCUCACAGAGUGGCGAUCCUGGUUCGAUAGCCGUUUGGAUGAUGCAAUUGAGGCGGCCGACAUUCAAGGAACACAAAUAAUUGACACCAAGGAAGAUCUAAAGGCCAAGACAACAGUAGCAGCUUUGGGUAUCUCAGCAGAUGAGAGUCGUAAGAAAUAUGAUAAGCUUCAGAGUCAGGUGGAGACACUGCAGACGGAGAUUAUGAAUGUCCAGAUCAAGUAUCAAAAGGAGCUGGAGAAAAUGGAAAAGGAGAAUCGAGAAUUGCGUCAACAGUAUCUCAUUUUGAAGACUAACAGGAAGACAUCGGCCAAGAAGAUCAAAAAGUCUUUGAUUGAUAUGUACUCAGAGGUGUUGGAUGAGUUAUCUGGCUAUGAUACUGGCUAUACCAUGGCGGAUCACUUGCCUCGCGUCGUGGUCGUUGGAGAUCAGAGCAGCGGCAAGACUUCAGUGCUUGAAUCUAUAGCCAAAGCUCGCAUCUUUCCACGCGGUAGUGGUGAAAUGAUGACCCGAGCACCAGUCAAAGUCACCCUGGCCGAAGGACCCUAUCAUGUAGCCCAGUUCCGUGACUCGGAUCGCGAAUAUGAUCUCACCAAGGAAGCAGAGCUUGCCGAAUUGCGGCGUGAGGUGGAAUUUCGUAUGAGAGCUUCGGUUCGUGGUGGCAAGACUGUGAGCAAUGAGGUCAUAUCUAUGACAGUCAAAGGUCCAGGAUUGCAGCGCAUGGUUUUGGUUGAUCUUCCAGGCAUCAUUUCGACCAUGACUGUGGAUAUGGCUUCGGAUACCAAGGACUCGAUUCAUCAGAUGACCAAGCAUUAUAUGAGCAAUCCAAAUGCAAUUAUUCUUUGCAUUCAAGACGGUUCGGUGGAUGCAGAGCGUAGUAAUGUAACCGAUUUGGUCAUGCAAUGUGAUCCUCUCGGUAGACGUACAAUUUUCGUGCUAACCAAAGUGGAUCUGGCCGAGGAAUUAGCCGAUCCUGAACGGAUUAGGAAAAUUCUCUCCGGCAAACUCUUUCCCAUGAAGGCUUUGGGAUAUUAUGCUGUAGUCACAGGACGUGGACGCAAGGAUGAUAGCAUCGAUGCCAUACGUCAGUAUGAAGAGGAAUUUUUCAAGAAUUCCAAAUUGUUCCAUCGACGCGGUGUCAUAAUGCCCCAUCAGGUGACAAGUCGAAAUCUGAGCCUGGCGGUUUCGGAUCGUUUCUGGAAAAUGGUACGCGAAACCAUUGAGCAACAGGCCGAUGCAUUUAAGGCUACAAGAUUUAAUCUUGAAACUGAAUGGAAAAACAAUUUCCCAAGACUUCGUGAAUCUGGCCGCGAUGAAUUGUUCGACAAAGCCAAGGGCGAAAUAUUAGACGAGGUCAUUAACCUAUCACAAAUCUCUGCCAAAAAGUGGGAUGAUGCACUUACCUCUAAGCUGUGGGAGAAGCUAUCGAAUUAUGUUUUUGAAAACAUUUACCUGCCCGCCGCACAGUCAGGUUCUCAAAAUUCCUUCAACACUAUGGUGGACAUUAAAUUGCGGCAAUGGACUGAGCAGGCAUUACCUGCCAAAUCCGUUGAAGCUGGCUGGGAAGCUCUCCAACAGGAAUUCAUCCAUUUGAUGGAACGUUCCAAGAAGACCGUUGAGCACGAUGGCAUUUUUGAUCAAUUAAAAGCAGCUGUUGUGGAUGAGGCUAUACGUCGACACACUUGGGAGGAUAAGGCCAUAGAUAUGCUAAGGGUGAUACAACUCAAUACGCUGGAGGAUCGUUUUGUUCACGACAAAGCAGAAUGGGAUAAGGCUGUAAAAUUCCUUGAAGAUUCGGUGAAUGGCAAACUUGUACAAACGGAGGAGACACUGGCGCAAAUGCUUGGACCUGGUCGAGUGAAACGCUUCACACAGUGGCAAUAUCUUUCACAGGAUCAGGAAAAGCGACGCAGCGUUAAAGGUGAACUCGACAAAAUACUCAAAAACGAUGCGAAACAUUUACCUACACUAAGCUAUGAUGAAUUGACAACAGUGAGAAAAAAUCUGCAGCGUGAUAAUGUGGAGGUCGAUACGGAUUACAUUAGACAAACAUGGUUUCCCGUCUACAGAAAAUACUUCCUUCAACAGGCUCUGCAAAGGGCAAAGGAUUGCCGCAAGGCCUAUUAUCUGUAUACCCAACAGGGAGCCGAGUGUGAGGUCUCUUGCAAUGAUGUUGUGCUUUUCUGGCGCAUUCAAAAGGUCAUCAAGGUAACGGGCAAUGCUCUACGCCAACAGGUGAUAAAUCGUGAAGCUCGAAGGCUUGAUAAAGAGAUCAAGGCGGUGCUGGAUGAAUUCGGUGACGAUGAGGAAAAGAAGAGCCAUCUGCUAACGGGCAAACGUGUGCUUUUAGCCGAGGAGUUAAUUAAAGUUCGACAAAUUCAGGAGAAACUGGAGGAGUUUAUUAAUUCAUUGAAUCAGGAAAAAUAAUCAGUGUCCAUGACCAAAGAUCCACCACGAGUUACUUAUUUAAUUAUUUUUUAUAAUCUAAGCUCAACAACAAAACAAAUACCAUACCAUGAAUCGUUGCUUUAAUAAAUCGGAAAAGAUUGUUAGUUUGUAUUUACUAAAA